AUGGCUAUUCAUGGCCAUACACCAGAACCAAGUCUGUUAUCUUUGCCCGCCAUGCUUCUCCUCCUCCUCGUCUUUUGUGCUUACGUCGCCGCCCAAACACAGGAGUACCUCCAUCCUAACAUCCUCGAUGUGACGAAAGAGGAAUGGCACCAAAAGUACGGCAAGCAGCACGACAUGGCGUUCACCGGUCCACUAAGCUUCAUGCAUCUUCCAUACGCCAAGUGCCUUGAGGAUGCAUCUCAGCCUUUCGAUAUCGCCAUCCUGGGGCUCCCGUUUGACACCACAACAUCAUACCGGCCUGGAGCGCGGUUUGGCCCAAGGUCGAUAAGAGCCGCAGCACCGGGUGGUGGGAAAGCAUAUACAUUAGCAUGGGGCGCCGGAGUGUACGACUUUGGUGCGCGGUUAGUGGACUGUGGAGACGUGCCCGUAACUCCCAUGGACAACGCAAAAGCCAUUGACCAGAUGGAGGUUGCCUACUCGACUCUCUUAGCACGACCCGUUCAUGGGGCAACCAAAUCGUACACCGCUUCUAUGGCGAAAGAUGGACUGGAGCAUCCCAGAAUCGUCACUUUGGGAGGCGAUCAUACCAUUGUUCUACCAAUCCUGCGAUCCCUUCACAAGGUCUACGGUCCGGUUUCGGUCAUCCACUUUGACGCGCACUUUGACACAGCCGACGUCGGUGCUGUUAUCGGGCCAGAGCGCAUUAGCCACGGCUCCUACUUCACGAUUGCUGCCGAGGAGAAUCUUAUGACGAACCACAGCAUUCAUGCGGGUAUUCGGCAGAAGAUGGGUGGGAAAACCAUGGUAGAACACGACGAGUCAGUGGGGUUUGCUGUCAUUAGCUCAGAGGAUAUGGAUGACUACGGCAUCGACGCGGUUAUCCAGCGCAUUCGACAGCGCGUUGGCACUGGCCCGGUUUAUCUCAGCUUUGACAUCGACACAAUUGACCCAGCAAUGGCUCCUGCCACCGGAACACCAGAAGCGGGCGGCUGGACAACCAGGGAAGUGAAGCGGAUCAUGCGGGGACUGGCUGGCCUCAAUUUCGUGGGUGUCGACAUGGUCGAGGUCGCUCCUGCAUAUGAUCACGCAGAAAUUACUUCGUUUGCUGCGACGAGCAUCAUUCUCGACUUUUUAAUGAUGAUGCAGGCCGACUCGCCACCAGCUUCGCAUGUGACAGUCUGA
Mycena indigotica is the source of this 1182-nucleotide messenger RNA. RefSeq lists its product as uncharacterized. The record is from RefSeq and is a predicted model, not a curated record. Lineage: Eukaryota; Fungi; Basidiomycota; Agaricomycetes; Agaricales; Mycenaceae. The transcript is spliced from 7 exons. The coding region runs from base 1 to 1182 and encodes 393 amino acids. Gene Ontology annotation, molecular function: metal ion binding; agmatinase activity.